This is a messenger RNA of Penicillium mononematosum, 1437 nucleotides long. Its product is annotated as major facilitator superfamily domain-containing protein. NCBI's taxonomy places the organism in Eukaryota, Fungi, Ascomycota, Eurotiomycetes, Eurotiales, Aspergillaceae. The transcript has 5 exons. The record is from RefSeq and is a predicted model, not a curated record. The annotation marks the transcript as partial. Gene Ontology annotation, cellular component: membrane. Gene Ontology annotation, molecular function: transmembrane transporter activity. Gene Ontology annotation, biological process: transmembrane transport.
GAAGCAGUCCAAUUCGAGCCAAAUUCGCCAGCAUGCAAGACAGUGCGCUUCAGGACAGAUUUGGUUAUCAUGCCUUUGAUCACUCUAACGAUGACCUUGGCACUGCUCGACAAGAUUGACCCUUUGGAUCCCCAGAACGGACUUGCCUAUGCUGCUCUGUACGGCAUGAAGGACGAAACGAACUUGCGGAACCAAGAAUAUAGCUGGCUCGGCAGCAUCUUCUAUUUCGGCUACCUUGUCAUGGAAAUACCCAAUAUGUGGUUUAUCUCCCGUCUUCCCCUGGGAAAGUAUAUGGGCGGGUGUCUCUUCGCCUGGGGAGGAUGCUUGGCCUGUAUGGCUGCUUGUCAUAAUUUUGCGGGCCUCGCUGCAAUCCGCUUCCUCCUGGGUGCCUUCGAGGCCAGUAUCCUCCCAUGCCUGAUCCUUGUUAAUUCAAAAUGGUAUCGCCGGGAGGAACAGCCAUUGCGCACUGCACUAUGGGCCAAUACAUUUGCAGGCGUCUUUGGCGGAAUCCUGAGUUAUGCGAUCGGCAGGAUUAACGGCUCGUUGUCUACAUGGAUGUACAUAUUCAUCAUCUACGGAAGCUUCACGGCUCUGAUGGGCUUUGUGGUCAUUGUUGCUCUGCCCGACUCACCUUCCGAUGCCUGGUUCCUCAGCCCUGAACUUCGAAAAGUCGCAACCCUUCGAUUGACAUCCAAUCAGACAAGCACAAUCAGGACGGAAAUUAAAUGGAAGCACAUUCAAGAGGCUGUGCUUGAUAUCAGAUAUUGGUGUCUAGCGAUAUUUUUGACCGCGCAGGCCAUCACAAAUGCCGGUAUCACCAACUUCAACCCUCUAGUCAUAGCCCAGUUCGGCUAUUCCACGUCGAAGACGGUUUUGAUGGCGACUCCACAAGCAGCCAUUGCCAUGGUAGCCCAGGCUUCAAUGACGGCUGUUACGCUUUUUGUGCCUAAUCUCCGAUGCUUUUUCUGGGUCCUGUCAAGCUGUAUAGCUUUAGCGGGUGCAGUAAUUGUCGGGACCGUUGACCCUGUCACCCAGCCCCAAGUUUCGCUUGCUGGUGUCUAUCUUAUGGGAUUCUACAAUGUCUCCUGGGUCAUGGUCUUGAGCCUUCAGUCCUCCAAUGUGGCAGGCAUGACGAAAAAGAGUUUCGUCUCCGUUUCUGUUGGAGUGUUUUAUGCACUCGGUAACAUCGUGGGACCUCAAUUCUUUCUGGAUAGCCAGGCCCCGAGAUAUUCUCUUGGCAUCGGGGCCAUGAGGUGCGCUUUUGCUGUGAUGGCGGCCACUGGGAUUAUAUACUAUUUACUUUGUGUUUUUGAGAACAAGCGCCGGGAUAAGCACGACUCGGUUGCUUCGGGGCUUAAUGAAGUGGGAGCCAGUCAGAUGGCGAUCCAGGAUGAUCGUACCGACCAAGAGAAUCGUCAUUUCCGUUACACAUACUGA